GUAAUGGGCCCGUCCACCAUCCGCCACAGACGCCGCCAUAUUGUACAGAAGGAACGAGAGGCGUAACCACGCCAUUGUACGCAUCACGAUAUUUCUCGUCUGAUUGUACAGAGAAAGAGAAAAGUAAGUGGAAAUCCAGCACGCAAGAAUUCGGCCGCAACACGAACAUCAUUUUUUGUAAAUCUGGUGCAUCGCGAAGAAGACUACAGGACGCAAUAACAUCAGAAGUGAUUUAAAUGUAUGGACAACAUGUACAGUAACAAUAUAGACCCUUGGGAGCCGGGCUACGGGCCCGACCGAAGAGGACAUAAUUCUGAUUAUGACUAUCGCAACGAUUAUGGAAGCAGCAGAUCGCCAGAUUACGCGGAACAUCGCGACAAUGAUCAUCGGGAUAGGGAUCAUCGUAGUCCGGAAUACAGAAAUCAUCGUGGAAGAGAGAGAGAUCGCGAAAGAGAUCGCUCGAGAGACAGAAGGGAUCGCAGCAGAGAUGACAGGGAUCGUAGCUACAGAGACAGAGAAGAUCGUUACACGAGACAAAGGGAGAGAGAUUCCGUAGAAAGAGACAGAGAUCGGGAUCGUGAUCGCGACAGAGAUAGAGAUCGCUCUAGGAGAGACAGAGAUAGAGAUAGGGAUAGGGAUCGUAGAGGGAAGCGGGAGGACAGAGAUCGGGAUCGCGACGACGAUCAUAGCCGAGAAAGUAUGGACUUUGAGCACGACCAUGGACGUACUUAUGGUUCGUCCAUGGAAGGCAUCCACUACAAAUCUCAAUCUCCGAACAACACCAUAAUGAUUCGUGGGCUUGCUCAGCAUAUAACAGAAAAUGACGUACGGCAAGACAUCCUCAACUGUGGUCUCAUGCCCAAGGACAUCAGGCUGAUUCGUAAAAAGGACACAGGUGCUUCGCGAGGUUUUGCAUUCGUCGAGUUUAACGCGACUCAGGAGGCCGCACGGUGGAUGGAGAUGAAACAGGGAGUACUGAUGCUGCAGGACCAAUACCGUGCCUUGAUGCAGUACAGUAUACCGAAAGAUUGCCAUGUAGAUAAACCACCAGCAAAGAACACACAAGAUUGGCACUGUGUUAAGUGUGGCGCGCAUAAUUUCAAAAGACGCGAAACAUGCUUUAAGUGUUCCGCCUCGAGAGCAGAAAGCGAAGAAGGUGGAGAAGGCAGCGACGAAAUCAGCCCCCAUCCUACAAAUACCGUUCUUCUUCGAGGAUUGGACGUGUUGACAACCGAAGAUUCAGUCUUACAAGCGAUGAAAAAUCUUUCGUCGAUGCCGAUACGUAGUAUUCGUAUCGGACGCGAUUCUCUUACCAACACAUCGAGAGGUGUUUGCUAUCUAGAAAUGGGCAACGUAGUGGAUGCCAUGUAUUUACACACGGCCCUCACCAAGCAAGGACUGGUGGUAGAUGGCAGGAAGGUAGAGAUCACGUACUGCAAACUCCACCAAAUAAAUAACACCAACACGUGGAAGGCAAACGACAGUCAACCGCAAAGAUACACUUUAGAUGAUGUUGCUCAAUUGGCAGAGUAUAGUGCCAACUUAUACGCUAAGACACCUGCACAGAAAGCUCACUAUCUUCAGUAUUAUACACAAUAUUAUCAAAAUCAAAUAAUGCAAGGAUCCGCGAUUACGUUACCAUCUUUAAAUCAGACUGAUAGAGUGAACGCGGCAGCUGCCGUAGCACAAUCUGCUAUACAGCAGUUACAAGCAUCUAGAAAAUUAGGAGAUGCUGAUGAAAUGAAGAACAGACCAAUGCCUUCGGCACCUACUAGUACCUCGUUAGCGAGUGGAAGAGUGCCUGCGCAUGCCAGUGACGGUAAAGUAUACUCUGUACCAGACGUUAGUACCUAUCACUACGACGAAUCGUCUGGCUACUAUUACGAUCCGAGUACAGGAUUGUAUUACGAUCCCAAUUCGCAAUAUUAUUAUAAUAGUCACACGCAACAAUUCCUUUAUUGGGAUGCUGAGUCAUUCUCAUAUCAACCAGCGAAGACCGCUACAACUGUAACGCAAGCAACAGGAACCACGACUAGUGGAACUACAAUAACUGCCAUCGCUAGUAGCACCGACUCGACAAACACAAUCACCAAUCAAGCUACAACUUCGACGGUUACCAGUGCGGCUCAAGAAAUAUCGAGGGAGGACGAAAGUAAAAAGAAAGAUAGCAAGCAAGAUAAAGUGAAAGUAGCGAAGAAAAUAGCAAAAGAUAUGGAACGCUGGGCAAAGACAUUGAAUCAGAAGAAAGAAAAUGCGAAAAGCAAUUGGAAUUCCGAAUUUGCUGGUGGUGAUGGUAAUCAAGGAGUCGGGAGCGGGGCAGCGGACGCAGGUUACGCUAUAUUAGAGAAGAAAUCCCUAGCGACCUCUUACCACGAGGAUGAAGAUCAGAGUGGUAACAAUGGUUUGGUCGCUGCCUAUGGUGGUGGUAGUGACACGGAAGAGGAAAUAGAGGAUGUUCAACAAGAAGAAAGACAACACACGGAUUGGUCUAAAUUAGCUUGUUUAUUGUGUAAACGACAAUUUCCUAGCAAAGAAGCGUUGCUUCGUCAUCAACAAUUAUCCGAUCUUCACAAACAGAAUUUGGAGAACUGGUAUCAAGUACGUGGGUUGGAUCCGAACGACCCGCAGCAAAGAAAUAAUAAAUAUCGGGAUCGUGCUAAAGAGAGGAGGGCAAAAUACGGCGAGCCAGAGCCCCCUCAACCCAAUAAACUUAAAGAAAAAUACUUAAAGACUAGAGUAGAGGAUAUAUCCGUAUCUUACGAAGAACCCACGAGGGCUGGUAUUGGUUCGGAUAAUGUUGGCAAUAAAUUGUUACAAAAAAUGGGGUGGAGUGAAGGAAUGGGACUUGGAAAAUCUAAUCAAGGUAGGACGAGUAUCAUCGAGGCGGAAAGAAGAGUUCCUACCGCCGGUUUAGGUGCAAAAUCAUCGUCGUAUAGUGCGUUACCGGGGGAUACGUACAAAGAUUGCGUAAAGAAAAUGAUGUACGCGCGUUAUCAAGAACUUUCAGACUCAUAAUAUGCCGAAUAUCGUUGUACAUAGAUUUUAUGUAUACACACAAGUACUUGUACUCAAUUUUUCCAUAAAUUGGAUAGCUAUGCUGGAUACUAUGCUGGUUGGUUGUGUACUGAUAAUUAAGAACGGUGAUCAUCCAUUCUUGGAAAUAGAUUACAUUUUUUUUUAUAUAUAUCUUUCCUAUACGUUUUCAUGAUAUUACUUUACUUCUCUAUUCUAAGAUUCUUAGAAAAUAAUAAAUUGUAAUGUUAGUUUUUGGA
This is a messenger RNA of Hylaeus anthracinus, 3272 nucleotides long. RefSeq names its product RNA-binding protein 5-like. Lineage: Eukaryota; Metazoa; Arthropoda; Insecta; Hymenoptera; Colletidae. The record is from RefSeq and is a predicted model, not a curated record. The transcript has 8 exons. The coding region runs from base 241 to 3015 and encodes 924 amino acids. Gene Ontology annotation, cellular component: nucleus. Gene Ontology annotation, molecular function: RNA binding. Gene Ontology annotation, biological process: mRNA splicing, via spliceosome.